UUACUGCUGUUGUACCGUGCGGAAGAAAGUACUGUUAUCUCCCAACAGCGAGGCCUUAGAUUGGUAUUCACAGCGUGUUCGGGACACAGGUGAACUCACGGUGUGUGCGUGUGUGGGCGUGUGUGUGUGUGUGUGUGUGUGUGUGUGUGUGUCUGUGAGCAUAUUAGACCGAGGAGCCGCUGCUCUCUGAGGGCUGAAGGGCCUGGCGGGAGAUUAAAUCUUAAAGCAAACCACUACCGCGUGUCCUCAUGGCUGAUACGGAGCCCAAUUUCCCUCCCCUGCCCGGGUUUGUCCCUCUGAAGCCCUGCUUCUAUCAAAACUUCGAGGAGAUCCCUGAGCAGCACCGCAGCAUGUGCAAGAAAAUGUACAACCUGUGGAUCUUGAACAGUGCCACCCUUGCAGUAAAUUUCAUCGGUUGCUUUGCUUGGAUGUUUGGCGGCGGUGGAGUGACCAACUUUGGGUUAUCCCUCAUCUGGCUCCUGAUGUUCACCCCUUGCUCCUAUGUGUGUUGGUUUAGGCCCAUUUACAAGGCAUUCAAGACAGACAGCUCCUUCAACUUCAUGCUGUUCUUCUUUGUGUUCAUGGCCCAAGUUGGAAUCAGCAUCAUCCAGAGCAUCGGUAUCCCAGGAUGGGGAGUAUGCGGCUGGUUAGCCACCAUCUCCUUCUUCAGCUAUAACAUUUUCAUUGCUUUAGUCAUGCUCAUCCCGACAAUCAUGUUCACGGCUGUGGCUGCGCUGUCCUUCAUUGCACUCACCAAGAUCCAUAAUUUCUAUCGCGGCACUGGGGCGAGCAUGUCCAAAGCUCAGGAGGAGUGGGCUACGGGAGCCUGGAAGAACCCCCACGUCCAGGCGGCGGCCCAGCAGGCCGCCAUGGGGGCAGCUGGCGGAGCCAUGCAGGAUCAGUUCUCCAGCCCGCAGUACAACGACAACCAGAUGUAGCGCCGCCAGGGCGGGAGACGUCAGAAAUUUCAAUGCCAAAGAUUUCACUUCGGAGCAUCAAAACCAUUUUACAUCGAAAAUCGAGUGAAGGAAAAGUAGCAGAAAAAAAGAGCAGUGAAUAUCUGUUGGUAGCUGGGUUUUUUUUUUUUUUUUUUUUUCAAAUCUCCAUAAAAGGGCAUUUGUAUUCUUUGAGGUAUUUUUAGAUUUAAUUUUCAUAAGAAAACUUUUUCCUCUUCACUUUGAAGAGGAGAUAGGUUUAAGUACUAUAAGUGUUGUGAUGACAUAAGAGCCGUGCGCUAAUUUAAAAACCUUUAGCAAUAGAGAUUUAUAUGAACAAAAGUAAAAGUGAAUGUACUUCUCAUGCUUUCUGCAUAUGGAACGUAUUUUCAUAUAAAUAUGUACAAAUCAUGUAUCCAUGAUUUAUAGUAUUUAUUGUAUCUAUAGUAUUUAUAUAGAUAUUUUUAGUUUUUGUCAUAUUUUGAAUUUACAUGUAAACCAGAGAUACUAAUUUUGUAAACAUGUUUUGAUGGGUGUUACUCGCAAAAACCUCAAAAUUGUGGAACAUUUACAUGAUCUUUAACAAUAAUCUUGUUCGGAAAUGCAAAUGGAUGUAUUAUAAUAAAAAAAAUGGAUUAAUGCAUCA
Molecule: messenger RNA, 1581 nt
Organism: Xiphophorus maculatus (southern platyfish)
Lineage: Eukaryota; Metazoa; Chordata; Actinopteri; Cyprinodontiformes; Poeciliidae
Product: secretory carrier-associated membrane protein 5-like
Exons: 7
Coding region: 249-938 (229 amino acids)
Biological process (GO): protein transport
Cellular component (GO): recycling endosome membrane; trans-Golgi network membrane
Source: RefSeq, a predicted model, not a curated record